CGGCAGGAGCUCGGCUGCCGCGGAAAGGCGCCCUGGCCCCGCCGGGCCUGCCUUCACCUGCCUGCGGCGCCCGGACUUGGCCUCUCUCAGGUGGUGAGAGGGAAGAGGCCAAGUGACCUGCUGGAUGCCUUCUACCAGAGCUGAGAUCAGCUGAAUUGGGAAACUCCCGUUAUAAGAUGAGGAGGUGCUUGUGCCUUACCCUGGGUUCCACUGCUGACAAGUGACAGCUGUGGAAAACACUUAGUACGGCACCUUUGUUUAAAAUCUUCUCCAGGUAGAAAUUGUUGCUAUGUGCCAGGUUUGCAUGAUGGGCAUUUAAUUUCUUAAUCGGCAAUAAGAGAAAUUCUUUGGCUUUACUUUCAAAACAAUGUCAUAAUGCCGAUCAGAUCAUCAGUUUCUGGAAUGUCAGGGUAUGGAAAUGUAUAGGAUUUGGUAACAAAAACCCCCAUGAGUUUCUCUUCAGAAUCAGACAGAAAAUCUUUUCAACCUUACUAAGGAAUGUCUGCCAGUUUUGAAUUGAAAUAAAAGGACAAGUAAUUUGAAAGUAGUCAGCUUCUGCCAAAACCAAACGUUUGUUUUUCAUUUGAAGAAAAGAAUGCCAGUGAAAGCAAGCAAUUCUGUAAAGGAAUAAUUCUGCACAGAUUUUGUAGUAGCUGCUUUGGUGAGGUUGUCUUUAACAUUAAAUCCUAUCUUUCUUUAAACAGAGGCCGUGUCAUAUCAGUAAGAGAGCUAUACUAAAAGAUUUUAGUUCAGUUGAACGUCACGUUGUAAGAGUUGGACUGUUUUAACAGCAGAAAAUGAUGCGAUGUUGAAUUUGAAAUUGUUUGCUAGCAAAACUGAAAAGUUCUUGAAAUCAUACUCUAGGACUCUGGCUAAUCUUUUCAAAAUUAUCUUGGUUUCUAUCCUAAACAGAAUUCAAACUACUGAACUUACCUAAUGCCAAACCACCUUUUUCAUACCAGGAGGGGUCUAAGAAUGGCUCUCAAGGGAAAAAUUAGCUCCUGGGAGAAAACUUGGAAGUUACUGUCUUCUACUUGUUGGAAAGCAAAACUGAGGAUCUCGGAAUAUUUUGCAAGUUGGGAUGAAAGACAGCAACCACAAUCCCUAAUCUCAUCUCAGAGCUGCCAGAGGAGAACUGUAGAAACCACCUGGACCGCUGCAAAGUCUGGCCACAGGGAUGGGCAAGAUGCAUUCCCAUGGUUUGGAAUGGAUAUCGGUGGAACGUUGGUUAAACUGGUCUACUUUGAACCUAAGGACAUUACUGCAGAGGAGGAACAGGAGGAGGUGGAAAACCUGAAAAGCAUUAGGAAAUACUUGACCUCCAAUACAGCCUAUGGUAAAACUGGCAUUCGCGAUGUCCACCUCGAACUGAAAAAUUUGACUAUGUGUGGACGCAAAGGCAACCUGCACUUCAUCCGCUUUCCCAGCUGUGCCAUGCACAGGUUCAUACAGAUGGGUAGUGAAAAGAACUUCUCCAGUUUGCACACUACGCUCUGUGCCACGGGAGGUGGAGCUUACAAGUUUGAGGAAGACUUUAGAACGAUGGCUGAUCUACAGCUCUGUAAACUGGAUGAAUUGGACUGUUUGAUCCAGGGCCUCCUUUAUGUUGAUUCUGUUGGUUUCAAUGGCCAACCAGAGUGCUAUUAUUUUGAAAAUCCUACAGAUCCUGAACAGUGCCAGAAAAAGCCUUACUGCCUUGAUAAUCCAUAUCCUAUGCUGCUGGUUAACAUCGGCUCAGGGGUCAGCAUCCUAGCUGUGUAUUCUAAGGACAAUUAUAAAAGAGUUACAGGAUCCAGCCUUGGAGGAGGAACGUUCCUUGGCCUGUGCUGUUUGCUCACUGGCUGUGAGACAUUUGAAGAAGCGCUGGAAAUGGCUGCAAAAGGAGACAGCACCAAUGUGGAUAAGCUGGUGAAAGAUAUUUAUGGAGGAGACUAUGAGCGCUUUGGCCUUCAAGGAUCUGCUGUAGCGUCAAGCUUUGGUCAUAUGAUGAGUAAAGAAAAGAGAGAUUCCAUCAGUAAAGAGGACUUGGCCAGAGCUACUUUGGUCACCAUCACCAACAACAUAGGUUCUAUUGCUCGCAUGUGUGCAUUGAAUGAGAACAUCGACAAGGUGGUGUUUGUUGGCAACUUUCUCAGAAUUAAUAUGAUUUCUAUGAAGGUGCUAGCAUAUGCUAUGGAUUAUUGGUCCAAGGGACAGCUAAAAGCUCUGUUUUUGGAACAUGAGGGUUAUUUUGGAGCUGUUGGGGCUCUUCUAGAAAUGCUUAAAAUGACAGAUGAUCAGUGAUGAAGCUGUCUGAAGAGAUUCCUACUGCAGAUGCUGCUGGAUAAGAGUGAAAGCCACUACAAGGAUGGAAAUGAAGCCAUUACGGUAGUUCUACCUGCUGGAUUUGUAAAUAAUUUAAAAUCCUUUUAGCUGAUCUUUAAUUUCUGGGGUUUGACCUUAUACUUCAGAAUUCAUACUGGGAAUUACGAGAUUUUUUUUCUGUACACUGUAUUUUUUAGGGGAAAAAUGUGCAAAGUGGCCAAACAUACAAAUUUUAUGAAUUUAUUUUAAAAAAUUGAUACUGUUUAAUGUUGGACCUGUGAUAUGAGGCAUCUGCUUUUCUUCUGGGGUUUACUGAUUAGUGUAGUAAUUUUAAUUUCAUUUAGUAAUCACUCUAGGAGAUUUUUUAAUCUUAUUUUCAUGACGUUUCAUGAUUUGUUCUUGGUUUCAAAUGAAACUACAAAGCUGAUGCAUUUUACUGUGAAAACUAGUCAUUUAUUUUUUUGCCUUUUCUUUCCUCAUGAGAUGAGACACUUUUUUAUUUAACAUCUGUCUGCCCCCCCCAAAAAAAUAAAUUUGCAAAUCAUUCUGUGGCUAAAUGAGUUUCUUCAAAGGACUGUGAGGAAGCUUGGUAAUAGCAGGGGGUUUAAGACUGUGAUUUUUCAGUAGUCAUAAAUUGCAACAGGAAGAGACUGCCAGCUGGUUUUGCAGGACUGAUUCUUCUCUAUAAUAAAAAUUUUAAACAAGAUGUGAACUAAAGUUUUAAUUAUUCAACUGACACUAAAAUGAAAAUCUGUUUCUGAUGAAAACAUCUGAUCAACAUGAAGAGUUCUGUAGUAAAGAUGUUAUUCACACUUGGUAUUAGAUGAGAAAGGGAGAUUGUUUUCACUUAUUUUUCUGUAAUCUGCGAGUUUUAACUUGUUCAUAAUUGAAAACAACUGAUAACAGCAUUAUUAAAAGCCCAAUUACUAAAAUUAGAAAUAUACUGACUAAAGUCUUUUCUGUUUUUAAACUAGUGUUAACUUUCCCUCCAGGACACUAAAAUUUGAGUGUUUAUUCCAAUACAGUAUUUUCUACCUUUUCUGAUUUGUGGACCUCUCUAGAUUUUUUUUUUUCCAAGUUGAAUUGAGAUCCCUUUGAAAUCUAUGUACUUAGCUUGCUGCAGAGCAUGUAUAAACUUGCUUUCUGUAGACACCUUGAGGGCUCACAAAUGAGAGGCUGAAAAACAGUUCAUAAAUUAUUUUGUCUUGCAAGACUAUAUGUGAUGUCACAUAAUGUAAAUGACUCAUAAGAAGGACAGUAUAAAAUUCAGUAUAUUUUUGGAAGGGGACUUAUUUCACUUUUUUAAGUCAUUAACUUAAGAUAUCUCCCAAAUGUUGAAAGAUGGUAAAAUGAACUGAAGUGUUAACUUGUCUGAUGGAAAUAAAGACCACUACUGUUUUGACAGUU
Corvus hawaiiensis (hawaiian crow) is the source of this 3711-nucleotide messenger RNA. It is a transcript of the gene PANK1, whose product is annotated as pantothenate kinase 1. Gene Ontology annotation, cellular component: nucleus; cytosol. Bases 937 to 2283 code for a protein of 448 amino acids. Lineage: Eukaryota; Metazoa; Chordata; Aves; Passeriformes; Corvidae. The transcript has 9 exons. The record is from RefSeq and is a predicted model, not a curated record. Gene Ontology annotation, biological process: coenzyme A biosynthetic process. Gene Ontology annotation, molecular function: pantothenate kinase activity; ATP binding.